This is a messenger RNA of Saccharomyces paradoxus, 300 nucleotides long. RefSeq names its product SAGA histone acetyltransferase complex subunit SGF11 (gene SGF11). NCBI's taxonomy places the organism in Eukaryota, Fungi, Ascomycota, Saccharomycetes, Saccharomycetales, Saccharomycetaceae. Bases 1 to 300 code for a protein of 99 amino acids. The record is from RefSeq and is a predicted model, not a curated record. The transcript has a single exon.
AUGACCGAAGAAACUAUUACUAUAGACUCUAUUUCAAAUGGGAUACUGAACAACCUGUUAACCACGUUGAUCCAGGACAUUGUGGCUCGGGAAACUACUCAACAACAAUUGCUGAAAACAAGAUAUCCGGAUCUUCGUAGUUAUUAUUACGAUCCGAAUGGUUCUCUCGAUAUUAAUGGACUACAGAAACAACAAGAGUCGUCUCAGUAUAUCCACUGUGAAAAUUGUGGCAGAGAUGUGUCCGCAAACAGGCUGGCAGCUCAUUUACAGAGAUGUUUGAGUAGAGGCGCUAGACGUUGA